Molecule: messenger RNA, 2477 nt
Organism: Dioscorea cayenensis subsp. rotundata (Guinea yam)
Lineage: Eukaryota; Viridiplantae; Streptophyta; Magnoliopsida; Dioscoreales; Dioscoreaceae
Product: probable WRKY transcription factor 2
Exons: 6
Coding region: 411-2237 (608 amino acids)
Biological process (GO): regulation of DNA-templated transcription
Molecular function (GO): sequence-specific DNA binding; DNA-binding transcription factor activity
Source: RefSeq, a predicted model, not a curated record
GUUGAAAUACAAUUACUAUAAAAUAAAUAGAUAACAAAAAUAUAAAAAAACAAAAACAAAAAGCAAAGGAACAGAGAAACAAACACACUACAUCAAUCAUCAAUGGCUUGUUCCACUUCCAAGGAUUCCUCCCAAUUUUCAGUCAAACUUUCUCUUUCCUUUUCCUCUUUUCAACACUCUCUUUUGUCUCUCUUUAUAUCCCCAGCUUCUGAACCUCUACUUCUUGCAAAAGAUGUUAGUCUUGUCUUUCUCUCCUUUCUUUGUUGCCCAUUUGAGAAAAAAGACUAAUCUUUGUGUCUGGUCUUUGUAAUCUUUCUGCUUCUGAGAUGAGCUAAUCAUUGAUCAUUGUGUUUGAUCUUUGGUAACUACACUAUAAAGUUGCCCAUUUUGCUUCAUUCUGAAUCUUUUCAAUGGAUGGUUGGGAUGACAAUUCCGUCAUCGGUGGCUGGCCUCCGACUUCGAUCUCAAACUUCUUGAAUGAUGAUUUCAGUUUGAAGUUCACUCCAUUGAUCGAAGAUGAUCAUGAUGUCCCUCGAAUGAAGACCGAUAAACAAAAACUCGAUAGUUCGACAGCUAAAGAGGAUGAUGGAUUUCGGUUCUCUAGUGGUCCUUCAGUGGAAAUAAGCAAGAUUGAUGUUCAUAAACCGAUCGCGCGCUCCGGUCUUUCAGAAAGAAGGCCGGCAUGGUCAGGAUUUACUACUCCGAAGAUCAAUACAACGCGUAUUAUAUCAGCAAAAUUGGAUUCCACGACAUCAGAAGUUCGAUCACCGUAUCUAACAAUUUCUCCCGGUUUAAGUCCGACGACAUUGUUGGAUUCUCCAAAACUUCUUUCGAAUAUGGCUCAACUAUCUCCAACUACAGGCAAGUUGUCAUACAAUAAAUACGAUAAUACCGAACUAGUUUCAGCGACAAGAAUUCCUGAUAAAGCUAGAGAUCACCAUACACUUGAAGAAGUUCCUGAAUUGUUUGCAUUCAAGUCUCAUCCUGAACCAUAUUCCUCUUAUUUCGCAAGUGCAGACAACAAACAGUCAUUGACAAGCAUCGGAGAGACAGCAAUUACCUUCCAGACCAAUUUAAAUCUUCAAACCGGCCUUUCUAACUCAUCUGAGAUCAGCAAUCCUUUGGAAAAAGUCAUUGAUUCCUUCCAGUCAAGCGAUAAUUCUCCGCCUCUCAAUGACCAAAAGGAUGCAGAAGUUAUUAUUGCAGAACAAGCUGAGGAUGGAUACAGUUGGUGGAAAUAUGGACAGAAACAAGUUAAGGGCUGUGAUUAUCCGCGAACCUAUUACAGAUGCGCGCACUUGAAUUGCCCGAUGAAGAAGAAGGUCGAGCAAUCUCAUGAACACCGCAUUACAAAGAUAAUCUACAAAGGUGCUCAUAACCACAUCAAGCCUCCAUUGAGUCACUGGGUUCCUGCUCCUGAUUACUUGGAAAACAUGGCUUCACAAAUUGAUCUUGAUGGGAAUCUUUUAACGACAACUACACAGGAUUAUAACCAAUGUGCAACAUCUGAGUUUGGUGAUCCAUCCAUAUCUAGUGACGAAGAGGAUGAUUGGGGAGCUUGUGAUGGUGAAAAGGAAGAGGCAGAGUCAAAAAGAAGGAAGAUUGAUGCUAGUGUGAUUGACAUGAGCACAGCUUCAAGCGGAGCACAUGAACCAAGAGUCGUCGUCCAAACAACUAGCGAGAUUGACGUCCUUGAUGAUGGUUAUCGCUGGCGAAAAUACGGACAGAAGGUAGUUAAGGGGAAUCCAAAUCCAAGAAGCUACUACAAGUGCACUAAUCCGGGCUGCUCAGUUCGGAAACAUGUAGAGCGGGCAUCGAAUGAUCUCAAAUCAGUGAUCACAAGCUACGAAGGUAAGCAUAACCAUGACAUUCCGGCUGCCAGAGGCAACAAUCACUCAAACUCGACAUCAUCCAUAGCAACAACCAGUGCCAUAUCUCGUCCUCAACUUCUUCGCAAGAGGCCGGAGCUGACUCUGGCUCAAGAUAGUUUGACAACAUCAGAUGGUUUUUCUCUAGCAAUAAGGCAACAGGGGCUGAAUAAUCUUGGUGUCAUGGAGUUAAGCAUGGGGACACCGAUGAAAGUAUCAGAACUUCAUCAAGUUCACCCAUUGUUAUCAGUAAACGGGAAAUAUUACAGGGUUAAUAAUACCAAACAAAGAACAAAUCAGAUGCCACUAGAGGAUUCUGGUCAGACUAAAAGCCGAAUGCAGCAAAAUCACUGGUUUAUCACCAGAUGAUAAACAGGUUGCACAUAGGAAAUCAUCAGCAGUAAAUCAUCAUUAAUAGGGAUAUAUGAAGUGUUGUUUGUAUGAUUUGGUUGUGUUUGUUCAAUUUCUGUCAAUAUUUGUGAUUUACUCGAAUAUUCCUGUAUCAUAUGCAUUUUCCUUUCAAGAUCUAUCACAUAAUCAUCACUUAAGAGAGGUGUACAUGUACCUAUAAAUUUUGCAGAAACUUCCAAUUUGAAGAAAAUUUACCCU